AAGCUUUACCACCCGUUUUUUAUGAUGUGCUUGACUCCGACGCUUUAGUAACUGAAAAUUUGUCGAAUAUGACAAAAAAACCACAUCGACUUGAACGUUUAUUACCAAGUUUGGUUUAUCUAGCGCAUUGGUCAAUGAACCUAGCCAAAGAAUCUCGUCCUAUUUACGCAUUUUACUUGCCGCUUGCCGGUGGACCCCUAUGCAAUGCACCCGGACUAACUCAUAUAGAUAGGGCAAUUAUAUCAUGGUGUCUAAUGUAUAGACACUACGACGAUGCGAGUGGUAAAAGAGGAGUAGAAGAUAACGUGAGUGAGAUGUCUCCUACAGUAUUUUAUGGAGUUAAGAAAAUGAUACCAGGUGGGAAAGAUGGAAGGAAAGUAUGCGAGAUUAUUGGAAAAUUUUUAGGAUUUAUAACAUUAUGUCAUCUAUUUGAAGAAGAUUCGGAUAUACCUUUGAUUCAUUUCAAAGUUUCUGAAGAAGAUCAACAUGAUAAGAUUGGAAAGAAGGUGUAUAAUAUUGAAUUAAAUUUAAUCUCUAAAACUGGAAUUCAUACAGAGCAAUUGUCUUCUCUCAUCGAUAAUCCAAUUGUGAGAAGUGCUUGUAAGAAACUUGAGAAAAAUAUUACAUUGGGACAUAAAGAUAAGAAAAAAGAAGCUAAAAAGGAUAAAAAAAAUGGGUAUCAUAAAUCAGACAUUAAUAUAAGUGUCAAGAAUUGA
Messenger RNA from Scutellospora calospora, 716 nucleotides. The record is from the annotation of a GenBank genome assembly. Lineage: Eukaryota; Fungi; Glomeromycota; Glomeromycetes; Diversisporales; Gigasporaceae.